This is a messenger RNA of Tremella mesenterica DSM 1558, 1512 nucleotides long. RefSeq lists its product as uncharacterized. Bases 1 to 1512 code for a protein of 503 amino acids. The record is from RefSeq and is a predicted model, not a curated record. The transcript is spliced from 11 exons. Gene Ontology annotation, molecular function: transmembrane transporter activity. Gene Ontology annotation, cellular component: plasma membrane. Gene Ontology annotation, biological process: transmembrane transport. NCBI's taxonomy places the organism in Eukaryota, Fungi, Basidiomycota, Tremellomycetes, Tremellales, Tremellaceae.
AUGUCCCCAUCACAGCCUUACGCUCAGCCUGACCCAAACAUCGAAGCCCAAUCGUAUGGUCCACUACCCGACACGGCACCGUUCUCUCAAGCGACGGAAAAGACCGGAACCCGGUUUGCCCCUAAGAAGAGACUCAAUGAUCCAAUAUUUCUAAUUUUGUUCAUCGCCGCCGUCGCUGGCUUUGCGGUGGUCAGUGGCUUGGCCAUUAGCAGCUUCAUCUCUGUCAAUGGGCUAGGCGGGGGAUUUGGAAGCGCAUCCAGCGGACAGACGGGUAGCUCAGUGACACUCGACUAUCAUGCUGCAUACUUGCUACUGGUGGUCUGCUGCUUGGGCUUGUUCUUUGCUGUGAUCUGGCUCAUGAUAGUUCGGGCCUUCACAAAAGUCAUACUGGAGAUAACGCUAGUACUCACCGUGUUGCUGAACAUUGGAAUUUGUAUCUGUAAGCUCACUCCGCAUUAUUGGUCCGGCGCUAUCAUUUUCCUGGUCAUUGCAAUCCUCUCCGUGGUAUACUACUGGGCCAUGCGUCGACGGAUUCCAUUCGCCAAAAUGCUCUUACAGACCACGAUCGACAUCACCAAACAUCAUCCCUCGGUGUAUGUUGUCGUACUUCUCGGCUUGAUCUUGCAAACUGCAUGGUCAUUCUGGUACGCAUUCUCAGUUGUGGCCAUAUAUGUCAAGUGGACACCGGGUAGUGCGGCGUGUACAAGCACCUCGUGUUCUUCGUCCAAAGUAGCCGGUCUCAUAGUCUAUCAAACUUUUGCUUUCUACUGGGUGUCGCAAGUCAUCGCUAACGUGGUGCUUUGUACCCUCGCGGGUGGGAUAUACGGCGGUUGGUACUACUACGGUCCUAGAGCGGGUAACCUCGGCCUUCCCAAGCGCGCCACCCUCAAGGCAUUUGUGAGAAGUAUCACCUUCUCACUCGGUAGUAUCGCCUUUGGAUCGCUCAUUGUGACUAUAUUGGAGAUGUUAAGAUUAGGCUUGCAGGCCCUGCAGCAGUAUGAGGCCAGCGAGGGGGAUGUGAUAGGACAGAUUCUUGCGUGCUGCGCGGUAUGUUGUGUCAGCAUCAUUGAUGGUCUUGUCCAAUGGUUCAACAAAUGUAAGUCUUUUGUUUCUUCACAUCUCUACAAAUAUAUACCCGCUGCUAAAGAUACCUGGCGUUUGUUGCGCGAUCGCGGUAUCGACGCUAUGGUGAAUGAUUCCCUUGUGGGAUCUGUGAUCAUGUGGGGAGCAUAUAUCAACGGGUUUCUAUGUGCUCUUUUCGGGUAUAUAUACUUACGAUAUACCGACCCAUCAUAUAAUUCUUCCGGUCAAUAUUCAGCUCCUAUAAUAUUAUACUCUUUUUUGAUCGGUAUCAACAUGGGUUACACGAUAGGAUCAGCUAUAGAAGCUGGUGUUUCUACCAUUUUCGUUGGAUUAGGAGAAGAUCCUAUGAUAUUGGCAGAGAGAAGUCCGGGGUUGUUCGAAAUGAUCAGAAAGAGUUAUCCUAGGGUCGUGCAAGGUGUUCCUAGUUGA